This is a messenger RNA of Canis lupus familiaris (dog), 2231 nucleotides long. Its product is annotated as translation initiation factor IF-2-like. Lineage: Eukaryota; Metazoa; Chordata; Mammalia; Carnivora; Canidae. The coding region runs from base 524 to 1078 and encodes 184 amino acids. The record is from RefSeq and is a predicted model, not a curated record. The transcript is spliced from 2 exons.
ACGCUUCUCUCCCUUUCGGCCUCCCCGCGCCGCAGGGAAAGGCCCGCGAGGUGCCGCAGCGGCCCGGCUCCCGGAGCCGGAGCUGGGAGGAUGCACGCUCCAGGGCCCUGGCGCUCGGGGAACCACGCGCAGCUCGGGCUUCGGACAGCCCCGGGCCCCGCGGCAGGCUUCCCGGACCGAGGGCACAGUCUUCUGGGGGGCGACCGAGGCCGAGACCGCGGAAAGGCCUGGAAGGGUGGGCAGGCGGCGGAGGGGCGCGGGCCCUUGGAGGAAGCGGCCUGGAGCAGGCAGGUCCGGACUGGGAAGGCGAAGUGGAGAACUGAGUCGGUCUAUGGGGGCUGUGUCCCCGCCUCGCUCACAGCCUCGGGGAUCCCCCGCCAAGCACAUGGGCCUUGAGCCGGGAGCCCGGAGCCCGGAGCCCGGAGCCCCAGAGCCGCCCCUCCACGUUCGCCGCCUCUGUCCCCGGAGGUCGGGAGCCUCGGGGGCCGCCGCGGUUACUCCCGGGUGACUGUGGAGCGCACAGAUGGGGGACGCCCGGGGCCGCGCUCCCGGCCUGCUGAUGGAUCGUCUCAUUUCCCGACUUGAUGGGCCGGAACCCGGGCUGGCGGGGGCGCUCUGGCCGCUGCACCCUGGUUGCGGAGCGAGGGUGCCCCGGGCGGAUCCCGCCCUGCCGCGCCCUCCCCCCCGCGCUGCGCCCCCCCGGGUACCCCUUCCUCCGCUCUCUGUGCCCGCGCCCGCGCCGCGUCCGGGUCUGGAGGGCCGGGGCUCGGCUCCCGGCACCGCCCGCACCGCGCUGUCGCCGCCCUCUCCCGCCGGAGGCCGCGGGGACCGCGCUCCCAAGGACCCUUCGAGGGACCGACAGCCCCACCCGGGUCCACCCGAAGGCCGCUCCUCGCCUCGGCCUGGGAACUCCGGAGGGCCGCUGUGCCAAGGAAACUGCGCCCUGAGACGCUUGCAUCGCGCCUUGGGGGGCACCAGUCUGUCCACCCUGUCCCCUCACCUCGUCCACAGUUCAGGCAGGCGUGGGAGGGGGCCAGAAGCUCGGGAAGCCAGGCUUCGGGGAGAGGAGGACGGUUGAUCGCUGCCCAGGGAUCGCUGGGCUCCCGGCUUCUGGGCCAUAAGCCUGGGUUGGUUUUUGUUUUUGUUUUCCUUUCAGCUUCCCAGAAUUUCGGAACCCAGACUGUGCUCCAGGUGUUCCUCCCGCUGGCUGGGGCUUGUUUGGCGCUCAGGGCAUCAGGCCUGCCAUCUCAAGGAAUCCCCAUUCUGGGAGUGUAUUUGGGCUAAGUAUCCUGGCCCACUCCCCACCUGCUAAGAAAGUGCGCACCCCUACCGCCAGGAAGGGGCCGCGGGGGUCAGGGGACCCAGGUAGUGCACUGUCCAAACGCUAAAGUGUGGUCUGUGGGCCAGUAGCGUCACCUUCACCUGGAUACUGCAGAAGCCCAGGCCCCACCCAUCCCCUGCAUUAGAACCUGCAUUUAAAAAGGUCACCUAGGGGACUUGGGUACCCUGCAGUUGGCUGGAGAAGCCCUGGCCUCACUGAUAGAGGCUGAGCUACUGCUAACGCAUCCCACCUUGUGUGUCCCAGCUUCAUCUUCAUCGUCUGUCAAAUGGGACAUGUUUCUGAGGUUCCCAAGGAAUUCUUCAGCACCCCUGACAUUAAAAUCUCUAGUUGGUGGAGCCUGGCAGGAAUGCAGCUCUAAGUGUCUCCAGAUGAUUCUAAUAGCCCAAAAGAACAAGUGUAGAAAUAACCCCCUUUGCAGAUGAGUUGAGAUAGGCCUGGGCCCUGUACAACACUGUGAGUACAGUGGUUAACACUCGGGGCUCUAUAGCCAGAUUCACCCAGGCCCCAGCAGACGGGGCCUCGAGACAGCUAAUUAAUCUUGCUGUGCCUCAGUUUCCUUAUCUGUUAAAUGGAGUUGAUAAUAAUGCCCCACCACAAAAGGUAUGGUUCAGAUUUAGAACCAAAAAUGUAGAAUCAAAUUCAGUAAAUCCUAGUUUACAAUGCCACAUUUGUCAAUCUCUCAUUUUAAGCUAACUGACAGUCUACUUAUUUACCUCUGCCUCAAGCAGUCCUCUUCCAGGGUACAGUGACUUGGUUUUGCUUCAAUAUUCAUGUCUAUUUUUCAACAUUUUAUUUAUUGGAGUUCAAUUUGCCAACAAAUAGUAUAACACCCAGUGCUCAUCCUGUCAAGUGCCCCCCUCAGUGCCUGUCACCCAGUCACCCCAUCCCC